CGUAAGGGCAGCCUGGAAAGCUGAGCGCGGUUCAGUCUGCAGUAUCUGGACCGGACCGAGGCGGGCAGGAAGCACAUUUGCAAGGCGGGGGCGAUGGAGGACAAAGAGAAAAAGAAGAAGGAUAAAAACUCCUCCAACAGCGACAGAGUCACUCUAAAAAAAGAAAUUGGACUUUUGAGCGCUUGCGCUAUUAUCAUCGGGAACAUCAUCGGCUCUGGGAUCUUCAUUUCACCCAAAGGAGUGUUGGAACAUGCGGGCUCAGUGGGGCUGUCACUCAUCGUCUGGGUUUGUGGAGGAGGGAUCUGUGCCCUUGGGUCCAUGUGCUACGCUGAACUGGGUGUCACCAUCCCAAAGUCUGGAGGAGACUAUUCAUACGUGACAGAGAUCUUUGGAGGGCUAGUUGGCUUCCUGUUGCUAUGGAGCGCCGUCCUCAUCAUGUACCCGACCACGCUGGCCGUCAUCGCGCUCACCUUCUCCAAUUACGUCUUGCAGCCGGCCUUCCAGAACUGCCUGCCUCCAUACAUUGCCACCAGACUCCUUGCCACCAUUUGCGUAUUGUUCCUGACCUGGGUGAACUGCUCCAGUGUGCGCUGGGCGACAAGGAUCCAGGAUGUUUUCACUGUUGGAAAGCUCCUCGCUCUGGUACUCAUCAUAGUGGUCGGAGUCGUCCAAAUCUGUAGAGGUCACUAUGAUGCCCUGCGGCCCAGCGAGGCCUUUGAAUUCAGCCAGGACCCCUCAGUGGGACAGAUAGCAUUGGCCUUUCUUCAGGCCUCCUUUGCCUACAGUGGCUGGAAUUUCCUCAACUACGUCACAGAGGAGGUCGUGGAGCCACGCAAGAACCUUCCCCGUGCCAUUUACAUUUCCAUCCCACUGGUGACGCUUGUCUACACUAUGACCAACAUAGCCUAUUUCUCCUCCAUGACCCCUGAGGAGCUGCUGGCCUCCAACGCUGUGGCAGUGACAUUCGGGGAAAAGCUGCUGGGGAUGUUUUCCUGGGUGAUGCCGAUCUCUGUAGCGCUGUCAACCUUUGGAGGAAUCAACGGAUACCUGUUCACCUCCUCCAGAUUGUGUUUCUCGGGAGCCAGAGAGGGUCACCUGCCGUAUCUCCUGGCUAUGAUCCACCUGAAAAACUGCACUCCCAUCCCUGCCCUGCUGGUCUGCUGCUUUGCCACCAUCGUCAUCCUGUGUCUUGGAGAGACACACAACCUGAUCAACUACGUGUCCUUUAUCAACUAUCUGUCCUACGGGGUAACCAUCGCUGGUCUCCUCUACCUCCGCAAGAAGAGACCCAACCUAGCCAGACCCAUCAAGGUGAACAUGUUGAUCCCCAUCAGCUACUUGAUAUUUUGGGCUGUGCUGCUGGGCUUCAGCCUGUACUCUGAACCCGUGAUCUGUGGCCUGGGUAUGGUCAUCAUGCUGACUGGGGUCCCCGUAUACUUUGUGGGCGUUUGGUGGAAGGACAAACCCAAAUGGGUUUACAGGGUAGUAGAAAGAGUCACAUACAUGGGCCAGAAGCUGUGUUAUGUGGUGUUUCCUCAGGAAGACUCUGCAGAGACUGAACCCCUCACUGCCUCCAAAGCCACUGACUGAGCAGUGCAGUCAACCAGGAACUCCCCUCAUCAACACAUCAACACAUCUACACCUGCACUUCCAGUUUUUGCGACACGUUGUUUGGUCAGUUUGUGAAUGGUGAAGAGGUGCUUCCGGUCAUGGUCUUGCACAGGUCCAGCCUGAGUGCGGCUGCGAUGAAGCGCCAGUACAAACAGAGCUGGUUAUUCUUAGGGCAUUAGCAUGUUGAGCCCUAAAGCUGCCUAACGUGUUGAUUAUUUGUUGGUUUGGUAGUACUGCCCGCCCCCCCCCAGUCUUCUCCCUUCUGCUUACCUAACGAACCUCCAUCUGUCAUCUGUCCUCUGCACCACUUCCAACAUAUUCUUCUUUUCUGACUUUAAUUAAAUCCUUCAGCUAAUGUGCCUUAUAAAAUGUACAUGUUGGUAUAGUGUAUUGGUUUGUGCGGGUAUUUCGAUGUGUAAUAACUUUUAUGAGGUAAAUAUGCAAGCAGUUUCUGCACUUAGCAAUACUUCUCUAUUACUGCUGCUACCUUCAGCUGUGUUUCACUAAUUACUCACAUGUUUACUGUUUUUCAACUUUUUUCAGAGUAUUUUUUGUCUCUGUCUCUGUCUGGCUACAGUAUCUGGCCUUUGUUUCGGCUUUACCCCCUCUGUUCUCUCUCUGUUAUUAUGUCACGUCUCUCUCCUGAGAGAUGCUGCAGGUGCCUUCACAUUAUUAUUAUCUACACAACACUCUUUCCCAGCAAUAUUUACAGCCCAGAAGAGACAGGAGGAUGAUGGGAAGUGUGUGGCUCUCGGCUGGAUGAAUGGCUGACUCUCUGAAGUGAAAAAGCUGCAUCAUCACAACACUCGCUCACAGGCUGUUCUCCAGGUUUCUAAUGUUCACCUGUCUCCUCCUCCAGCCUCUGUUGAGCUCGUUGCUUUGGAGAUGUUCUCGUCUCCGGGAAUGCCACUGUGAACUCUUUCAAGGUGCUUGACCUGCCAAGACAGUUAUUAGAUUUCAGAUUUCUCACUUGACGUUAUGAUACAGUACUUACCAUUAAUGUGUCGUUGGGUAACAUUAGCAGACUCAAUAUUGACAGAUAGAUAGAUGGAUGGCUGGCGGCGGAUGUUUACCUGUGCAUGGGCCCUCUCCCACUUCCCUAAAGACACCACUGCAUUUACCCUCAGCCCACUGACUUACUAUGAUGCUAUUGGCACGAUAAUGAUUCAACAAUUGAAUUGACCUACUGUUGUCGAUUUCAGGGGUCCUUUUGACUCAAGAUAUUGACGUAUGACUCAUGACUUUUGGUGAAUUGUUGCAAUUAAGUUGCCCCCAAAAUCUUAUGGUCAAACCUCCAAAAUUAUCAAUGUCCUUUAAGUUGUGGAAACCACUACCUUUGCACAGUAUGCUCAUCUACUGUGAUGCACGAGAUAUUUGUGUUCCGUGCAUUUAGGUAAUCCCUUUGCACUUUUUUUUGAAGAGGUUUAUGUUGUACAUAUAACAGAACAUAUAACAUAGAAGGUCUAAGCCUGUGGCCUUUUUAACAUGAUGAAACCAGCAGGUUGGAACAUGGAUUGAACGUUCAGUCCUUUUCCAGGCCAGCAGAUGCUGGGGAUUUCCCCCCUGCAUCAAACCCACAAAGAGAGACAUCUGUCUGCCACGUCCAGGCGCUGUUAGCUCACUUGAGAUCUGUAAAUACUAUGUAAAGAAAAAAAAAACUGUCCAAAAUGCGCGAGAGACUCCUACAAAGAUCACAUUCCUCAGACACGUUGUGAUACAUUUGCAUACUGUACAAUUGAUGGGUGUACCUGUGUUUUGUAAAAGAGUGUUAAGUUGUACAAGAAUAACAAUGUAAUUGCUUAUUAAAUA
Chelmon rostratus (copperband butterflyfish) is the source of this 3420-nucleotide messenger RNA. It is a transcript of the gene slc7a10a, whose product is annotated as solute carrier family 7 member 10a. Gene Ontology annotation, biological process: amino acid transmembrane transport; D-alanine transmembrane transport; D-serine transmembrane transport. Gene Ontology annotation, cellular component: membrane. Bases 94 to 1590 code for a protein of 498 amino acids. Lineage: Eukaryota; Metazoa; Chordata; Actinopteri; Chaetodontiformes; Chaetodontidae. The record is from RefSeq and is a predicted model, not a curated record. The transcript is spliced from 11 exons. Gene Ontology annotation, molecular function: neutral L-amino acid transmembrane transporter activity; L-amino acid transmembrane transporter activity.